Molecule: messenger RNA, 3434 nt
Organism: Pteropus alecto (black flying fox)
Lineage: Eukaryota; Metazoa; Chordata; Mammalia; Chiroptera; Pteropodidae
Gene: NRSN1
Product: neurensin 1
Exons: 2
Coding region: 1085-1696 (203 amino acids)
Biological process (GO): nervous system development
Cellular component (GO): neuronal cell body; transport vesicle; neuron projection
Source: RefSeq, a predicted model, not a curated record
UAGCAUCACUGCCUCAGCUCCACCUCAGAUCAUCAGACAUUAGAUUCUCAUAAGAGCACCGGUCUCUGGUGCCAAAAAGAUUAGGGACCACUGAUCUAGAAGAUAAUUGAAAAAUCCAAGUAAAUAUUUCAUGUCUCUGGCUACAUAUUAAUCACUUGUUGGAGAUCAGAAAACCAAAGAACAGAGAAUAACCGAGAAUUUCCUUACAAAAAAUGCUGUCCCUCAGUAACUCCUUUUUUAAACCAUGAAUUAAUAACCAAAUGCUUUUCUCUAAGGUAGUGAUUAGAUCAAAUUAAGAAGCAGGCAGUUCUCCAAACUACCCACCUAAGAGUUCUCCGAACUCUUAUUUAUACUAGACACCUCAUGGAAAAUAAUAAGAGGCUGGGUAUACUCUUUACAUUAUACUUUAGCAUCCCACUUGAACAGAUGUAACCACAAAUAAUUACUGAAAUAUCUGGUGUUAGAGUUAGUGGGGUGUAAAUUAUUGACCAAGCCAUUUAUGAUUAGUAAAGCAUGAAGCAUAAGUUGUUCAACAGCUUUUUAAUAAAAGCUUCUGUAGAACUUGACAAUUAGUUAAAAUGUUAGAGCAAGAUACAUGAGAUUCAAAGGCAGAAUUUCAAACUGCUAAGGAUAACAUCAUGUAGUUUGCACAAGGGAACAUAGUUAAGCAUCUGAGAGGCUAGUUCAAGACAAAUUCCAUCUGUAGAGAAUAAGUGCCUGCCUAAAUCUUUAACAUGUAAGUGUAAAGACUACUAGAUUCUAAGGGUUUAAAGAUUUCUUGUCAAGACAAUGAAAUCUCAGCUUCUUUAUUGACAUUUCUCAUAUACUUUAUGGUUAAAUUUUUGCAUAAUUUAAGUGAGCUGUGCUGUUAUGUCUCACUUUAUUUAUGGAGAACCAGUUCUAGUCAUUGAGUAGUUAAGGAAAUUUUGUAUUAGAAAUUUUGUAUAAGAAAGACAGGUCUUGAAAAGUGUCUUUUCUCUUAAGAAAAGAACAUUGUUCAAAUAGCUGACAUUACUUAGCCUGGUCUUUACCUUUAAUAAGCCUUUGAUCCUGAGGCCAGAGCCCCUGGGGCUGAUGCAUGUGAAUGUUAUCAUUUCAGCCAGGAAGGAUGAAUUCUUGCAGCAACGUCUGUGGGUCCAAACAGGCACAGGCUGCUGGCGAGGGCGGGUACCAACGCUAUGGAGUCCGCUCCUAUCUGCAUCAGUUUUAUGAAGACUGUACCACCUCAAUCUGGGAGUAUGAGGAUGAUUUCCAGAUCCAGAGAUCACCAAACAGGUGGAGCUCAGUAUUCUGGAAGGUUGGACUCAUCUCCAGCACAGUCUUCGUGAUUCUCGGACUGACUGUUCUGGCAGUGGGCUUUCUUGUGCCCCACAAAAUCGAAGCCUUUGGAGAAGCAGAUUUUGUGGUGGUCGACACACAUGCUGUCCAAUUUAACGGAGCCCUUGACAUGUGCAAGCUGGCAGGAGCUGUGCUCUUCUGCAUUGGGGGCACAUCCAUGGCAGGGUGCCUGCUGAUGUCGAUGUUUGCCAAAAACUACUCCAAAGAAGAAAAAUUCCUGCAGCAAAAGUUUAAAGAGCGAAUCGCGGACAUCAAGGCUCACACUCCACCCGUGACAAAAGCUCCAGGCCCAGGGGAAAUGAAAAUACCAGUUACGUUGUCCAGGGUUCAAAAUGUCCAACCCGUAUCAGCAACCUGAACCAUCCCCCCAUGAAGUCCUCCCCUCUCUAAUUUAUGCACAUGGUUACAAUGGAGCAGGUCAGCUUUUGAAGUGAUGGAGGUUUGGGGUUGAUUUGCCCCAGGGCUGUGCUCAGCUGUGGGCAGUAUAGGGCGUGAGCUCAACUUUGCUCAGCUCAGUGGCUCUGGUGAAGGUGGAUGCCAUGUGUAAACCUCUGCACAGGCACCUAGCUGCUUAGAGGGUGCUUCUAUGUGCCCACCGGGAGUCCUCUGACACUCUUCUCUCAUAGAUUGUGACUUAGUGUCAUUUUCCGUGUUAUUGGAAAACACUGAACAGUUUAGACCAGCCUACCAAUCGCUAACGUGGCCCAUUUUAUUUUUAAUAUUAGUUUUUCUAAUAUUCCCUUUGUGGUGCUGUUUUCCAUUCCUGUCUCACUACGUGUAAGAUAUCGUCAUAUGUGUUCUUAGAAAAAUGAAGUUCCCUGGUUUUGACCGAAACAUUAGUCUUUUAACUGCUUAACAUGAGGUUCUUGAGAUUGGAUAUAAAUUUUUCUGAGUUCUCCAUAAAUCUUUUUUUUCUUUAGUUUUUUUGUUUGUUUGUUUUAAUUUAAAGAACUAAAAUUGCCAACGUUAGAAUCUUGGGAAAGAAGUUAAUGUUGGGAGUAUUAUUUAUUUACAUAAUGUCCAAAAGCACUGAAUUAGAAGCCAAGAACUUUGAGUUCCCACUACUGACUAGCUGUCUGACCUUGGGGAAAUCAUUUAACUUUCCAAGUCUCGGUUUCUCCAUCUGUAUAAUGGAAAUUCUGGACUACGAUGUUUGAGAUUCUUUUUUUGCCAUGUGUCAUCAUGUCUCACCCCCAAGGAUGUUUACGAUGUUCUGUGGGCCUCAUCACUGUGGGGUUCUUUCAGACCUGGACUCCAGGAGCGCUGCCCGGUUGCAGCCUUCAUCCACCUACCCUUAAAUAUCCAAUCCCAGCAGUUUAUAUGAUGCUGCCAUGUUUUUAUAAAGACAAAAAUAAGCCAUUCUCAAACAAGAAGCCCCCAAGCAGAUAUUAACCUUAAAAAGGGUUUUCUUUCUCCAAUAAGACAUUUUAUUCUCCGGUAAGAUGUUCGCCUCAUCCCUUUGCACUUUUAUUUAAUCUGUGGAUUUAAAUGGACUGAGGAAAAUGGAAGAUGUGACCUUGGUAUUCUCUCAGAAUUUGUUCUCCUUCAUGUUCUGUCUUUUUCUUUUUUUCUUCCUUCACUGGAUAAAUAAAAUAUGUGAACGAGUGGAACCUGAAUUGCAUUGUCAUUCCUUCAGUGUGGCUAUUUUCUCUCCAACAUGUAAUUUUCCAUUCUGAGGCUGAAUAAGCUCUGAUGUUCCCCUGGCUUAAAUGGAGGGAUAAAUGAAGCAAUUAGUGCUCUGUGUGCACACUGCUUAUUUUGCCCAGUCCAGCAUAAAACACAGGGCAAAUUGGCCUCCCUCAACAGAGAUCAUUGGCCAGAUUUGGGAGACAUUAUUCCAGUUUUCUCAGAUUUUCUACCUUCCUAUAGAAAUACAACUUAAUUUUAUUUUUUGAAGGCUUCUAUAAGCCUCCAAGCUUCUGUUCAAGGCAAUAGCAUUUGAAGCUUUCCAUGCUUGCUUUUGUGCUGUGCACCAGUGAAUCUCUGAGGAUAAGACUUGACUUUUUAAAAGCCUCCAGAAUGAAAAAUAAUGGCUGCAGGGUAUGGGAACUUUUAGAUAGAGGCAUGAUAGCAGCCAUAAAAAAAAAGCAGCUCUA